GUGUUGGCAGAGUAUGCAUUGUCUUGUUUCACUUGUCCUUAAUUUGCUGAAAAAUAAAAGCCACGGCGCUACCAUAUAACGCUGGUUUCCUCUUCCCAAAUUCUCUAAAGAUCAUUGGUACUUCUUCCUUUUUCUUUCAUUUUCACUUCUACAUACAUAACUUAUAUCAAACUAACAGAGAUGGCUGAUUGGGGACCAGUGGUAAUAGCAGUGGUGCUAUUUGUGCUGUUGAGCCCUGGGCUUCUCUUUCAACUACCAGGAAACAGCAGGGCGGUAGAGUUUGCCAAUUUUCAGACAAGUGGACUCUCCAUUUUCAUACAUACUCUUCUCUUCUUUGGCUUCAUUACCAUCUUCCUUAUUGCCAUCGGUGUCCACAUUUACACCGGCUAGAAUUUACCAUCACCACAAACAUCCUCAAAUGCCAACUUUAUCUUAUUUUUCUUACGAGUUCUUUCAAGCUCCACUAUGUAUUCAUUUCGUAUGGGUCAAGGGUACACAAAGCACGAUCGGAGCCCUUUGGAAUCAGGCUCUGGCUGCUUGGAUGGUAGGCAGCCUAAUGGGUGUGACGACCUUUCUCCGAACGCGGCGUUAACGAAGGAUGCUUCAUGCAAUCGAGCUGUACUUCUUCUUUUUGUAGCUUAGAACAAAUCAUGGUCCAGAAGGCUUAAGAAUUACUAAAGCCCAAAAAAUACAUGUACGAAGUCAUACAUGCAUCUUUACAUUAAUUACUAAAUACAUAAACUGAUUGAAUCCACAUAUUUGGAAUAAAACAAAAUUGUUUAUUUA
Nicotiana tabacum (common tobacco) is the source of this 786-nucleotide messenger RNA. The record is from RefSeq and is a predicted model, not a curated record. NCBI's taxonomy places the organism in Eukaryota, Viridiplantae, Streptophyta, Magnoliopsida, Solanales, Solanaceae.